Messenger RNA from Plenodomus lingam JN3, 738 nucleotides. RefSeq lists its product as uncharacterized. Gene Ontology annotation, biological process: nucleosome assembly. The record is from RefSeq and is a predicted model, not a curated record. Gene Ontology annotation, cellular component: nucleosome. Lineage: Eukaryota; Fungi; Ascomycota; Dothideomycetes; Pleosporales; Leptosphaeriaceae. Gene Ontology annotation, molecular function: structural constituent of chromatin; DNA binding.
AUGCCUCCCAAGAAGUCCACCACCGAUGCGCCCGCUCCCAAGAAGAGCGGCACCGCCUCUGCACCCGCUCAUGCUUCCUACAUCGACAUGGUCAAGGACGCCAUCAUCAAUCUCAAGGAACGCAAUGGUUCAAGCCGACAAGCUAUUCAGAAGUACAUCCAAGCCAACAACAAGGUUAGCAACCUGAGCGACGCACAGUUCAGGAAUCACGUCAACCGUGCCAUUUCCUCUGGCGAGGACAAGGGUGAAUUCACACGGCCCAAAGGCUCCUCAGGACCCGUGAAACUGGCGAAGAAGGAGGCCAAGUCUGCUGCCAGUUCCGACAAGAAGGAUGCAAAGCCCAAAGCAGAGAAGAAAGCCGCUGCACCCAAGAAAGCUGCCGCUGCCAAGCCCAAGGCCACUACUGCAAAGAAGGCAGCAGCACCUAAGAAGCCAACAGAGAAGAAGGCUGCCGCCCCUAAAAAGGCUGCUACCGCUGCUAAGCCAAAGGCAAAUGCUAGCCAGCCCCGCAAGACGGCCCCAGCAGCACCUGCUGUCGAGGACUCUGUAUCACGUGUUCUGGGCAAGACAAAGUCUGGACGUGUCACCAAGACCAAAGCUCCCGCUGAUUCAAAAGCCCCAAAGAAGGCGGCUGCCCCCAAGAAGGCAGCAGCAACGAAGAAGACUACACCAAAGAAGGCUGCGCCAGCAAAGAAAGGAACACCUACGAAGAAGACGACACCAAAGGCCAAGGCGUGA